AUGUCCUUCAAUAAUCUUGCCUUCAAUGUGUCAAAGUCAACUCCCACAACUUCAACCAGCAAUACAAACACCACAUUUUCAAAGUCAGUUACAUCUUCGUCAAAGGGUAGUAAUAGUAAUGCUACCGAACCCAUAAAUCUACAGCCUUCCUCCUCCUCCUCAGCCGAAAGUAACAACGAUUUGGCAAAAGUUCUGUCGCUGGCGGAUGCAACCGCAAGUCCACAGAAGUCGCCAAUCCACAAAGCCACUCCACUGCAUUCCACAACUGCCCAAGCUGACUCAGACAACCAGACAGUUGACCAUUUGCCAUUCAUAGCUUCACCGCCAAGCACAAAAUUAGGUCUUAGUCCAACGCUUACUGCACCAGCAGUUGUUACCAUUGACAAUGAAGCAAAGAAUGUUCACACAAAAGGUAAGUCAAAGACAGAUUUGAUCGGGUUGUUUGACAAAUUCGACAUCAAGGGUGAACGUGGGUCCCAUUCGAGUUCUGGUGAUAAACCAGAGACCUCAAAUGAUUUAAUCGAUUUGAAUAAAGACGAGAUUAGUGCGGAAAAGAGAACAGUCGAGGAAGAACACGACACUGAACACAAAUUAGAGAAAAUGGAACUGGACGAUGGCGAUACUAGUAAAGAGACAGCAUCCGUGACUGAAAAGGAUAAAGAUGGGCCAACAUUGACUGUGGAAAAGAUGAGCAAUACCGCUCAUUUGAUGAUGACCAUACAACCAUAUUUUCCUCCGGAGGAAGCGUCUCUGUCAGUUGUUUCGAAUAGCCAAGACCCUUCAAUGGAAGAAGGUAAACUGCAACAAGCUGAACCCAUCAGGGAGGAAAAGGAUAAACUAGAAACAUCCAAUCCCGUAGAGCCUAUGAAAGAGGAGGAUGAAGAAGAAAAAGAACAAUCUGAUCACGAGCAAGUAAGCGACGUGGACAAGCUGUUUAUCAAUGAUCAAUUAGUGGACAUGGGCUCAGGCACAACCGAGGAAUAUCAUGACAAACUCAAUUCUGAUGUUGAAUCCCGAGGUGACCGGUCAUUGGUUGACGAGGAUGAGAAUGAUCGUAAUAGUAGAGCAGGAAGUGAUUCAGUUCUGUACGCAUCAUCAACAUCCCAAUUGCCGUCGGUGGCCACAUCGCCAUCAAAAACACCCUUGGGUGAUAUCACUGGAAGUGAAACCGAAUGCAAAGGAAUUGAUGAUAUAAAGAUCGAUACUAAAGACAUAGGUUCUUCCCAGCCCGACAGCCCCGUGGGGAAGACGCACCUAAACAUCAAAUACAAGGUAAAUCCAACAGAACAACACCAAGAGUCGCACAAAUCCUUUGAUUUCCAAACGUUUUUGCUCCAGAUACGAAAAAAGUCAGCAGAUCCAAUUGUUCGAUAUUUGAGGUCAUUUCUUGGCUCUUAUAUCAAGCAAGUGAACUCGUUUUCUGCUGAGCAGAGAAUUUCAAUCAUUGAGGAUUUCAAAGGUUUCAUACAUGAAAAGUUUAAGCUCUAUGAGCCGUUUGCUUCCAUGGAUAGUAUAGACUUGGAAAAUUCACGUGAAGGUUUGGAAAAGCUAUUGAUGAACCGACUUUAUGAUUUGUGUUUCCCUCCAGAAGUUUUGAAGAAUGUUUCGCCAGUUUAUAUACCGGGGUCUUAUACUGACGAUUUGAUUCAAGAUAAAAACUUUUCUAUGCAGUUGGAGAAGUACAGUUGGGUAAAUGGAUCGCAUUUUGAUAUUGACAUGACUCACUUAAGUUCUGUGAGUUUAAAAGAUGGUCAAGACUUUUUGGAUUACGCAACUACAAAAUUGAACAAGAUCAACAACUAUAGGGCCCCAAGGGAUAAAAUAAUUUGCAUUUUGAAUUCAUGUAAAAUAAUUUUCAGUUAUUUAAAGAUUAGUCAUAAGGAAACUAAUGCAGAUUCAUUUAUUCCCUUGUUGAUUCUAGUCAUUAUCAAAGCAAAGACGGAGCAUUUGAUAAGCAACAUUCAUUACAUUGAAAGCUUUCGAAGUAAAGAGUGGCUCUCGCAUGGAGAAACAAGCUACUACCUCUCUUCGAUUGAAGGAGCAAUUAGCUUUAUUCAAAACAUGACUAAAGAUGAUUUAACAAUAAGCGAUGAAGAGUACGAGGCACAUAUGGAAGCAUGGGAAGCUCAGAAUAAACUUAAAGAAGAACAAAAGAGGCAAGAAAUGGAAAAACUUCAAAAGAUCGAAUUAAAGCGUCAGGAGUUACAACAGCAACGUGAAAAUUCGGAGCAGAGACCACCUACCCCGAAACGAAAACUAUCACAGCCACAACCGCGACAUGUUCAGACUGGCCCUUUGAAUAUCGAGGAAUCAUCCCAUACUGGAGCCGCCAACUUGUCUCCAUCCAAUGUUUUGUUCUCAAGUGCGGAGUUGUUGACUAAAUCAAUUUCUCAAUUUUUAUCACCGCUGCCCCAAAACACAAAUACACAUGAGACAAAUACACGCAGUGGAAGGGAGGGAGCACCAUCUCCCGUUAGCUCCCCCCCACCUCCUGCGUUGCCUCCAAGAAAAUCACUGCGCGCUUCCUCCCAUCCUGUUAGUAAUGAACGGCACCGUUCUAACAAUCAAUAUCAACCUGAGGCCCCUAUGGAAGAUGAGAUUGACUCGGAGCAAAUGAAAGCUGCAUAUGAUAUCCUCAAAGACGUUUUCCCUACUUUGGAUACUAACAUUUUGAAGGAUAUUAUAUUCUUGAACAAGGGUGACGUUGACGUAUGUAUUGACGCAUGCCUACCUUUAGUGGAGGAUGAAUAA
Molecule: messenger RNA, 2751 nt
Organism: Lodderomyces parapsilosis
Lineage: Eukaryota; Fungi; Ascomycota; Pichiomycetes; Serinales; Debaryomycetaceae
Product: guanine nucleotide exchange factor
Exons: 1
Coding region: 1-2751 (916 amino acids)
Biological process (GO): vesicle-mediated transport
Cellular component (GO): endocytic vesicle; cytosol
Molecular function (GO): ubiquitin binding; guanyl-nucleotide exchange factor activity; small GTPase binding
Source: RefSeq, a predicted model, not a curated record